Molecule: messenger RNA, 2134 nt
Organism: Ananas comosus (pineapple)
Lineage: Eukaryota; Viridiplantae; Streptophyta; Magnoliopsida; Poales; Bromeliaceae
Product: CAP-Gly domain-containing linker protein 1-like
Exons: 17
Coding region: 81-1628 (515 amino acids)
Source: RefSeq, a predicted model, not a curated record
UCCCCCUCAUUCUCCCGCGUUCUCCUCUCCUCUCCCUCUCCUCUCGAAAAGCGAAAAGUAGAAGAGGUUCCCCUUCGAAAAUGGCGGAUUCGAAGCUUCUUGUGGUUCUGAUUCUACUCUUCGUAUUGCUCUGUUGCGACCGAUGCGAUGCGGUGAUAGGCGACGUGAUUGAUACAGAGGCCUUGGAUUUGAAGCCAAAUCAGGAAAUAGAGAAGCUCAAAUCGAAGAUCGAAACCCUAGGUAUUAAAUACGAGAUAGGGGACGCGAUCGAUUCAGAAGCCUUGGAUUUGAAGCCAGAGCAGGAAAUCGAGAAGCUUAAAUCGAAGAUUGAAACUCUAGGUAUUAAAUACGAGAUAGGCGACGCGAUCGACUCAGAGGCCUUCGAUUUGAAGCCAAAACAGGAAAUCGAGAAGCUUAAAUCGAAGAUCGAAUCCCUAGAAUCCACUGCUUUGGAAAGAAUAAAUGAGCUCAAGAGAAAGAAUGAUCAAAUCAGGCAUUUGGAAGAUGCAAUUAAGGAGAAAUCAGCUUACAUUGGUUCGUUAAUCAGUGAGAUAGCGUUGCUUCAGGAGAAAGGAGUUAUGGAAGACGAGGAAGCGGUGCGAAAGGUGCACGCACACAAUGAAGAACUUCAGAACCGGAUUGCGAAGCUUCAAAGCGAAUUAGAGAUUAAAAGAAAGAGAAGAGAAGCUUUUGAGGUUCGGGGUAGUGAAGCAGAGAAGGAAGUAAAUAAAUUGAUCAGAAAAUUAGAAAAAGUUGAAAAGACAAAUGGUGAACAAAGGGCAAAAAUUCAUGAUAUUGAACAUUCUCUCCAAGUAGCAGAGAAGGAUUUAAUGGGAGCACAACGAGAAGCUAGAACAAAAGCAAAGGAGUUGACGGAGUUUUAUAGGGUGUGGUUACCACAUUGGCUGGUGAUGCAUGUAGUGUAUUUUCAGGAUCUUGCAUCAACUAGAUGGGAUAGACAUGGAAGACCUGCUAUUGAUUUUUGCCUGCAAAAGGUUGCUGAGAAAGCAGCCCAGUCAAGGAAAUGGAUGGAACCACACCUUAAUGCAGCUAAAACUGUAUGGAUCCCUACAAUCAGAGAUCACUGCAUGACCAUAGCAAAUUUUGCUGAGCACUAUGUUCGAAUGACAUCUGGUAAAACAGUUGAGGCAUACGGAGCCUGCAGAAGUACCAUUAACCAACAUAUUAUCAACUUAAAAGAAAAAAUAGAUCCAUUUGUGCAGGAAGCUAAGAAAUUAUCCGAGCCUCACAUCAACAAAAUUUCUACAAUCACUGGCCCUCAUGUUGCACAAGUCCACCUCGCCUUUGAGCCCUACAAGAAGCAUGUAGUUUUGUCUUUCCAGAAGUUCUUAGAAACAGCAAGUUCAUAUCGUCACCAGGUUCACAACGCUGUCCAGGAGAACCUGAAGAAGCAUGAAUUGACAAAACCUCUUGCAACUAAAAUGCUGGGGUGGUGCAUGGGCAUUGCUUUGUCUGCCUCGACUCUUUUAUGUCUAUACAAAAUAUUUUCUGUUAUUUACCGCAAAAGAAUAAGGAGAACUGGAAAAAUGAGUAGUCCGAACCAUCCAUCACGUAGGCACAAGCGCAGGCAUGUUGAUAAGAAGAAUGUUUAUGUGGAGGGCAUGUAAUCGAUUCGAAGCUACAGUACGAUAUAUACAAAUGCACGGCUGCGGAGCUUUGAAUGAGCCCUUUCAGGGAAUAUAAAGAACACACGUACAGUGAAUAGAUGCCUCCAUAAACUAACACGCCUUUGAAGUUAGAGAUGCACACUUGUUGUGCCUCUUUACGUUUCCGACUUCGUUGGCUUUGUUGAUUACUGUUUCACGGAUGAGUAGCUGUUUAUCUGCGUAUUUGCUGGGUUAGAACUGCAUGUAUUUUAUGUUUCUUUAGCGAGUUUUACUUAAAUUACUCAAAUUGGUGGCAGGUUUACGUGUCUGUAUCUUAGUUUGGUAAUGUGAUAAGUAGAGAGUAUCUAUUUUGACUAUUUAGAAGGUCUAAAAAUGUUGAAGUAUUUAUGCGUUUUUUCAAUUACGGUUGUUUUUGUAUAAGAAAAAAAUACCCCUUUGCUACGGCUGUUUGCUGAUCCAGAUAUGGCGGAUCACGAAUCACGUUUAUUGAGAUUUUCUUUUUCUAA